AUGCGGCUGCUUUGGUUGAGGGCUCAAAAGGGGUGCAGUUUUGGGCCCGUCGGCGGGCGUGAGCGCGGAGGCUCGCACGCCCGACGCCGGCUGCGGGCAGCGAUGGGGAAGAAGGCCGCCCCGAAGGCCGCCAAGCCGGACAAGGAGGAGGCCGAGGACGCCCCCGAGGGGGAGGGCGGCGGCGGAGCGGUGUGGGUCUGUUCGGGCUGCGAGCAGGAGAACGGCCCCGAGGAGGCCGUCUGCGUCGCGUGCGAGGAGCCGCGCCCCGUGGUGGCGGACGCCAAGUUCGAGAACUUCGUGGUCGGCGUCGUCAGAAGCUGCGAGGCGGUGCCCAAGAAGGAUAAGCUGAGGCAGCUGGAGGUGGACGUGGGCGAGGACUCGCCGCUGAAGAUAGUGACCAACGCGGGCAACGUCAAGGAGGGCUCCCGGGUGGUCGUCGCCAAGGUGGGCCCGUAG
Prorocentrum cordatum is the source of this 456-nucleotide messenger RNA. The record is from the annotation of a GenBank genome assembly. Lineage: Eukaryota; Dinophyceae; Prorocentrales; Prorocentraceae.